GCUCAUGAUGGGAUCCUCUGCGCCAACCUCAUCACUACGGCACCUCGAAGAUAAAGGGCCGGUCGGGGUGGCGUAUAAGCCUCGUGCCGCCGUCGACGCAGCCGAUCCCGCCGCCGUCAUCUCCAUUGGCUCUCUCUUCCUGCCCGACACGGCGACACGCUCAACUCCCUCAUCGAGUGAGGCUUUUCCGAGCAAGCAAAGCAGAUGCUCCGGCGCAUCCGCGGCACAGACGACAUCUUCGAGGAGUACGGCGACCUCGUGGCGGCCAGCGAGGAGUCGAAGCUAGUCAAGCAUCCUUGGGCUAACAUCAUCCAGAGGAAAUAUCGCCCGCAGCUCAUUAUGGCCAUUCUCAUCCCCUUCUUCCAACAGCUGACCGGUAUCAAUGUGAUAAUGUUCUACGCCGCAGUACUUUUCAAGACGAUGGCUUUCGGCGACGAUUCUUCUCUCAUGUCCGCCGUGAUUACUGGGAUUGUAAACUUGUUUGCCACCUUCGUUUCCUUCUUCACCGUCGAUAAGCUCGGCCGAAGGAAGCUCCUCUUGGAGGGUGGACUUCAAAUGUUCAUUAGUCAGAUUGUUAUAGGAAUUUUAAUGGCAAUCAAGCUGGAACUACUGGAGAGGGGCACUUUUCAAAGACCUACUCAACUUUACUGGUCAUCUUUAUUUGCAUCUACGUUUUUGGGGUUCGCUUGGUCUUGGGGUCCUCUUGGAUGGUUGGUUCCUAGUGAGAUAUUUCCACUUGAGAUCAGAUCUCCCGGGCAGAGUAUCAGUGUUUCUGUCAACAUAUGGCUUGUGAUCAUGACCACCUUCAUUGCCCUUUUCCUUCCCGAGACCAAAAAUGUGCCCAUUGAAGAGAUGAUCCUCGUCUGGAAGAGCCACUGGUUUUGGAGCAGAUUCAUUUCAGACAAUGACAUUCGUGUAGGCAAUGCAGAGGGAAAUCCGUGAUAUCUACCAUUCGAAGGAUCAAUCGUCCAUUAAGGACGAUGGUGUGGUUGGGAAGAUGGCAUGCAUGCAUGCACAGAUCAUAUCAUUUAGAUCGUCACCUAGUUGGCUUUCUUCAAUCAAGAGAGGAUGGUGCAAUUUAGAUGACCAACAGGGAAGAGGAUAAGUGGAUUUGACUCUGAGGUGAUGUUUGGGCAACAAAUGAUUGGAGCCAACCGUGCCAAAGUCUUCAGUUUGACCAAAUACUUGGCUGUUUAACUCAAAACCUUCAUUGAAUUUGGUAAAGAGUAUUUGUGAAAAAUUAUAAGAUAUAAACUGCUUUAAGGUAUAUCUAGUUCUAUGGUUUCUGUUUAAAUAGAAUCAAUCAUGUUUAACAUUACAGUAAUUCCUCUAAUUAGGAUUCUGUUACCUGUUUACUUAGAGCGAAAGAAAUUAAUCAUUAACAAAUUGCCCAAAGUGCUUUUAGUUGGUGUAGAUCUUUCAUCAUUUAUUCUUAUGGAUGAAGGCCAAUAACUAGUCAUCUAAAAUUCUCUCACUAUUGAUCACUCGAUGUCCAGGUUGGUGAAACUAUUCAUGUUUAAGUUUUUUUUUUUAAUGUUAAUUCUAUGAAUACAGUAAUUACGGCAACAGGGAAUCAAACUGGAGAUGGAGCAAAGCAAGCUUUUGACUGCAAGUUAGCAUCUGUGUCCACAAAUCAAAAUCAGUUAACGUCAAACGACUGAAAAAUAUUGCCGAACAUUUGUGUAUAGAUUGUGACAAAAUAUUAGUCAAUGGAUAUUACAAAUCUGUGGUGAACAUGAGAGGUUUCCCUGAACCCUGAAAGCUACUGUAUUUCUGGAGGCGGUAGAUAGAAUACUCUCGACUUCUUACUGAUUGAUAUAUUCUUGCCAGGCCCAUGAGCUCUGCACGCGUUGCUUAAUUAAAGCACCAGAUGGGUGAAGAAACUGAGCUGAAGUGCGAAUCAUGCUUUGCCAGAGAUGAUUGCUGAGAAGAUAUACAGUAAUUUAAUAGUCGUGUGAUCAGAUUGACUCCCGACAGCCCAACAUCACUGAGAUUUUCCACACAGAUUUCUCCUGCGUCAGCUCCUUCAAUAUAUAAUUAAGACAUCAAUUGUCUGGAUUAAUUAAACAAAUCGAAAGGCAGAUAUCUGCACAUCUGUCAUGGAGGAGGAGCAAGUCUGAGCGUGCAGCAAGCAGCGAGAAGGCCGUGAAGGAGGCGAAAAGGAGCCUGCAAUGCAAAUGCAUGUUAGUAUGCCACAUACGUGUCUGCUCUUGGUUCGUGACAGCUCCCAUGGGGACGAUAGAGACAAGGAGCCCCUCCUGCUUUGGGGCUUCCCUGUCGCCUUCCCGAGUUAAACUUCAAGUCGUAAGCCUUUUCAUGUGCUGCUCCGCCAAUGAGAGAGGUAGAGGAGACACGUCGCGAGUUUGAUAAACAAAGGACGGCACCGAAUCCGGUUGACUUUUUUUACUCCCUCUCGUCGAUUUGCCUCUGUUUUCACUCUAUAUAAACCGUAAGAGCACUCGGUGAUUGUUUCCUAUCAUAUACUGCUGCUAUAUCUCUUUAAUUUGCACUCUGAAGACAGGUUUAAUUGAUAUCGAGUUGAGAUUUUGAGAUGGGGAGAACACCUUGCUGCGACAGAGAUGACCUGAAGAAAGGCCCGUGGACUCCGGAAGAGGACCAAAAGCUCGUUGUCUGCAUACAGAAGCACGGCCAAGGAAACUGGAGGACUCUUCCUAAGAAAGCUGGGCUCGCGAGGUGUGGCAAGAGUUGCCGGCUCCGGUGGACGAACUACCUCCGGCCGGACAUCAAGCGAGGAAGGUUCUCGUUUGAAGAGGAAGAGACCAUCAUCCAGCUGCACAGCAUGCUAGGCAACAAAUGGUCUGCAAUCGCUGCCCGUUUACCGGGAAGAACAGACAACGAGAUCAAGAAUUACUGGAACACGCACAUCAGGAAGAGGCUGCUGAGGAUGGGCAUCGACCCGGUGACUCAUUCUCCUCGGCUCGAUCUCCUCGACCUCUCCUCGCUCCUCGCACCCCCUUUCUGCAACCCGACCCCGGAGGCGAUGUCGCCAUUGCAGCUCGACUUCUCGAGGCUGUUGGCUGGCCUCGACGGCGACUUACUCCUGAUGACCACAAAUCUCAUAUUGUCACAGUAUCAGAAUCCCAACCCAAUGCUCAGCGAUCAAGGAAUUACACCCCCGGACCAGCAGCAACUGCUCGAUCAAUUAAUCCCGCCGCAACAGAGCUUCGAUGAGGCUCAAUGGACGCAGUGCAGCAAUGCGCACCAGCUCCAGGCGGGGUCUAACUCGAGCCCAUGGCAAGCCGGCGAUGUGAUCCCGCAGAGCAUCGGGAAUAAUCUGAUGAUGCCCGAUCACUCAUCGUCAUUGACGCACUUGGUCAACGCCUCGAACAUCUACGGCGCCAACGACGGAAACCCGCAGAGCUACUGGUCGACGCCGGCGUCGUCGAGCCUGACGCCGCUGAACUCGCAGUCGACGACGACGUACGUCAACAGCAGCGCGGAGGACGAGAUGGAGAGCUACUGCAGCAACCUGUUCCACUUCCAAAUCCCGGAUGGCGUCAGCAAUCCUAUCUUGUGAACUAGAUCAUGUGGAUGAAAUUGUUUUUGUUCGUGAAGCGCAAUUAAUAAUCAUCUUUUUUAUUUCUCUUGGAAAGUUUUUACUUUUUAUUUUCUUUAAUUUUUCCUAACGGAAAAACAGAGCCAUUAUCAGUAGUAGUGUACUGAAAGUGUGUUCCAUCAAAUGGUAUUUCAUAUGUUUGAUAUAUAAAAAAAGAAAAAUCUUCAUAA
Zingiber officinale is the source of this 3747-nucleotide messenger RNA. Its product is annotated as transcription factor MYB41-like. The coding region runs from base 2552 to 3538 and encodes 328 amino acids. The record is from RefSeq and is a predicted model, not a curated record. Lineage: Eukaryota; Viridiplantae; Streptophyta; Magnoliopsida; Zingiberales; Zingiberaceae. The transcript is spliced from 7 exons.